AUGAUCAUUUACAAGGAUAUCAUCUCGGACGACGAGGUCCUCGCUGACACCUACAACAUCAAGGAGGUCGACGGUGUCCUCUACGAGUGCGACUGCCGCAAGUACCUCAAGAAGGCCAAUGAGGACUUCCAGCUCGAGGGCGCUAACCCCUCCGCUGAGGGUGAGGAUGAUGACGCCGGUGGUGAGGGUGAGGCGGUCAUGGUUCACGACAUCGAGGAUCAGUUCCGUCUCGUCUGGCUCAAGACCGAGGAGGGCUUGAAGCCUUCCAAGGACCAGUUCAAGGCCCACCUGAAGUCCUACAUGAAGAAGGUUCUCCAAAAGCUUCAGGAGAAGGGUGCUCCCGAGUCGGAGAUCGAUGCUUUCAAGAAGGGUGCCCCCGGCGCUGUCAAGAAGAUCCUUUCCAACUAUGACAACUACGAUGUCCUUAUGGGCCAGUCCAUGAACGGUGAUGCUAUGCACGUCCUGAUUGACUUCCGUGAGGACGGUGUCACUCCCUACGCCACUCUCUGGAAGCACGGCCUCGUUGAGAUGAAGGUUUAA
Aspergillus pseudoviridinutans is the source of this 540-nucleotide messenger RNA. Its product is annotated as translationally-controlled tumor protein. Lineage: Eukaryota; Fungi; Ascomycota; Eurotiomycetes; Eurotiales; Aspergillaceae. Gene Ontology annotation, molecular function: calcium ion binding. The record is from RefSeq and is a predicted model, not a curated record. The transcript is spliced from 4 exons. Bases 1 to 540 code for a protein of 179 amino acids. Gene Ontology annotation, cellular component: cytoplasm.